UUUUCUAACAAACCGGCUUCAUUUGUAAAUAACAAAUUUCGGGUGGUUUGUAUGUAAUUCUCACCUUCCACGAUUGAACCCCACAUGAACGUCGAGUAUUUCCGCCUGGCACUUCUUACCUUUCCCUGUUCUUCUUCUUCCUCUGCUAAGCUUUUCUCUCCCACCCUAUCGUGCUCGUCCAACGAAGCUCUUAAAGAAUUUUCAGAUUGCAGCGGAAUCGGUUCUCAAAUGGUGUCUUCCGCAAGCCAUGGAGUGACAGACGGGCGCCGGUUAGAGCUAGCCAGCGACGGGGAGAUAAGACCCAAACGCUCCCUUGUGAGACCGUCACGUUUUCACGACUUUUUUUUUCCGACGAUGAACUGGAGCGGUUAACCGUUUCUACGUUGUGUGAACCCAAUCUCGAGGGGCGGUGGUUCGGGUGAUCGAUCGACUCAUCCGGAUACCCAAAUAGAGCCCCGAGGAGAGAGGAAAGCUUAUUAUUCUCCUGUUACUGCUCUUCCCAUGUCGUCUCAUGCUGGAGGAAAGAAGGAAAAGGAGGUGGAGCAGGACAAUGCUCCUUCUACCGCUGCAGAAGAGGCUGUUGCUGCAUCGGUGGCUUGUCCAUGGAAUUCGAGGAAAAGAAGAGCUGCGUGUCAAGCUCCAUUGGAGAACGAAAGGAAUAAGUACAAUUGCUCAUCACAUUCUAUUCCGCCAUUGGGUAAAUCCGUUAUGCGAAGUUCCGCGGUCGGCGAAAAUGGCUGGCGGAAGAAGUUUUCUAUUUCGUUAUCUCGAGCGGAGAUCGAGGAGGACUUUUUGGUGUUCAAGGGGACGAAGCCCAGUCGAAGACCUAAAAAGAGACCCAAGGUCAUCCAGAGACAACUCGAUGACUUAUUUCCUGGCGUAUGGCUGUCGGAGAUUAAUGCAAACAUGUAUAAAGUAGAUUAAUGAGUUGAUUCUUUAUUUUUCUUUUUCAUAGUUC
Phalaenopsis equestris is the source of this 958-nucleotide messenger RNA. RefSeq lists its product as uncharacterized. The coding region runs from base 502 to 924 and encodes 140 amino acids. The transcript has 2 exons. NCBI's taxonomy places the organism in Eukaryota, Viridiplantae, Streptophyta, Magnoliopsida, Asparagales, Orchidaceae. The record is from RefSeq and is a predicted model, not a curated record.